Penicillium mononematosum is the source of this 261-nucleotide messenger RNA. RefSeq lists its product as uncharacterized. The coding region runs from base 1 to 261 and encodes 86 amino acids. The record is from RefSeq and is a predicted model, not a curated record. The transcript has 2 exons. NCBI's taxonomy places the organism in Eukaryota, Fungi, Ascomycota, Eurotiomycetes, Eurotiales, Aspergillaceae.
AUGCAGAGUUCGCGGAUUCCACCCGGACACGACUACUGGAAAGCCUCCUGUCCCCAAUACCGCAACCCAAUGGAGCGAAACCAGCAAAUCGACAUAUUGAAGGAGGAGGGGCUCGAGGAAUCGACCCUCGUACGGGUCAGAUGUGGCCAGCGACCCCGUAUGCGCGCCAUAAUUGUGCAUGAAGCGCAAGAUAUCCUAGAUUCUCGUCUAUUCCUCGAUAACCUCGACCAGUAUCUCCUGUCACCAGCGUACCUGGAAUAA